CGGAACAGAGCGUCGUCGAUGUCGUCGUUGGCGAGGCGCUGCAAAUAGCGCUCGAUUUUGAGCAGACGAUUCGGGGUCGCUGCAGGCAUUGGCGAGUCGACAGGCUGCGGAAGGGGAGUCUUGAAGAUGCUUGGCAUCACAGGUGCCUGGAGCGGACCGUUCCAGUACCGAGCGGUCUGGGUACGCGGUGUGAUGAACGGGUUUUGCUGAUGCUGGCGGGUUUCGCUGGGCUGGCGAGGGCGGGAGGAGUGGUGUACUGUCAGGCGUCGGGAAUAUGCUCUCUGGUCUGCUUCACGUCGCUGCCGGUCUGUUCUGGCGCUUGGCUGUGGUUGGAGUCGAGAGACAUGCGACUGGGCUCACUGAGGAGCUCCGUGGCCUGGCUUUCCUCCAGAUUGAGGUGGGACAGAUCUGGGUCUUCCUGCGAAGCGGCCACAGCGGUUGUGGCACCAGUUUGCAACUCAUGCGCCUUGGACUGGACAGGCGGUGCCUCGACAUCCAUCAGAUAUGCACCAACGUCCAUACUGGAGAAGUCGAGGAGUCCCAGCGACUGACGCGAGUUCUUGCUUCCACGUAUAUCGCGCACAUCGAAUUUGUCCACUGGCUUC
Molecule: messenger RNA, 605 nt
Organism: Linderina pennispora
Lineage: Eukaryota; Fungi; Kickxellomycota; Kickxellomycetes; Kickxellales; Kickxellaceae
Exons: 1
Coding region: 210-551 (113 amino acids)
Source: RefSeq, a predicted model, not a curated record